Molecule: messenger RNA, 866 nt
Organism: Triplophysa dalaica
Lineage: Eukaryota; Metazoa; Chordata; Actinopteri; Cypriniformes; Nemacheilidae
Gene: ankrd45
Product: ankyrin repeat domain 45
Exons: 5
Coding region: 46-717 (223 amino acids)
Molecular function (GO): protein binding
Source: RefSeq, a predicted model, not a curated record
UGCUAUCGACAACAAGCAAGCAACGUCACUCUUCCGUAAAAGAAAAUGCAGGGCGUUGUGGAGAAAACUAUAUUUUCGUGUGCAUUGGAAGAUGAUGUAGAAGGACUAAAGAGUCUGUUGGGAAGUAACAGUGACUCCGACAAUGAACAAUCGAGGAAUAUUAUGCGGGAAAAGGAUGAGGUGGGCAGAAGCGCUCUCUUCACCGCGUGCAUGUUAGGACGAAGCUGCAUCCUGCGCGAGCUCGUGAAGAACGGCGCUGACGUCAAUGAGCUCACCGUGCGCGGGUACUCACCAUUGCAUUCUUCUGCCAUGUGGGGUCAGCUGGACACAUUGAAAACUCUGGUUGAGCUCAACGCUGAUUUACAAGCUACCAACUUCCUUGGAGAGAAGGCAGUUGAUGUGGCCCGUCGCUAUUGCAAACCGGACUGCGAAGAAUACCUUGCAUGGGCUGAUGCUAAACAAGAUUUGCAAGCAUUAAUAAACAGAGUCAAGGAAACUAUAGCCGAUGCAGAAAAAGGUCCAGGGAAGCUAAAUAAGGCGGACAAGAACAUAUGUAUAAACACCUGCUCGGCGAAAUCAGACUGGAUGCAAAGCACCAAAAAUGCAACAAUUCAAGAGUUCAUUGAACAGAAGAAUAACCUUGAAAGUGUAGUUGAACCUAUUCUGCUCAGGCUUAACACCAUGUCUGAAACCCCGACGAAGACAAGAAAGCAUUAGAGCUAUAAUUACAAACAAACAUUCGCUGCACUACAUGCUUUCUAUGUGUCUAUGUUUUCUGCUUUUGUGGAGAUGUAAUUCAAUAACAAGAUGUUAUAAGACAUGCUUUACAAAUACUGAAAUAUGAAUAAAUAAAUCCUGAUGAACGA